Molecule: messenger RNA, 1773 nt
Organism: Rhagoletis pomonella (apple maggot)
Lineage: Eukaryota; Metazoa; Arthropoda; Insecta; Diptera; Tephritidae
Gene: AspRS
Product: aspartate--tRNA ligase, cytoplasmic
Exons: 7
Coding region: 134-1753 (539 amino acids)
Biological process (GO): aspartyl-tRNA aminoacylation
Cellular component (GO): cytosol; cytoplasm; aminoacyl-tRNA synthetase multienzyme complex
Molecular function (GO): ATP binding; RNA binding; aspartate-tRNA ligase activity
Source: RefSeq, a predicted model, not a curated record
GCUGAAUUUCGAUAUUCAAGGGAUGCAGUGAACGUGAAACGCGUGUUGUGCUGCAUUUUGUGUGUUUUUUAGCACAAAUUCUGAACGAAGCUAUUUAAAACUUAAAAGAAAAGACGAACAAAGAGCUUUGAAAAUGGUAGCUGAUAAGGAAAAUAUAGCAAAUGCUGGCGCCGCAGUUGAAGGCGAGGCGACUUCAAAAAAAGGAGCCAAAAAACAAGCGAAAGAGGCUUUAAAAGCCGAAAAGAAAGCUGAGCAGAAGGCCGCAAGUUUGGCUAACACUGGCGAGGAGACUGGCGAUGCUGUCGAUGUGUCAGCCGACCGCUAUGGUUCUGCAGGACUUAUUCAAUCAAAAGAGAAAUUUGAGGAUCGCAAAUUUGUAGCGGUUAAUAAGCUAGCCGAGCAAGUAAGCAAAGAAGAACUUGUGUGGGUACGCGGACGUGUGCAUACCUCCCGUUCGAAAGGCAAGCAAUGUUUCUUGGUGCUACGUCAGCAGAGCAGUACGGUGCAAGGUAUUUUGGCUGUGGGUGAACGUAUUUCCAAACAAAUGGUGAAAUUCGCCGGCAACGUGAGUAAAGAGAGCAUAAUAGAUGUCCAAGCGAAAAUCGUUUCCGUGCCAAAUAAGAUAGAGUCUUGUACCGAACAAACAAUUGAAUUGAGUAUCGAACAACUCUUCGUAGUGUCGCUGGCCAAACCGCAAUUACCGCUGCAAAUUGAAGAUGCCUCCCGCCCCGACAACCCUGAUGACCCUGAAGGUCUUAACAUUCGUGUGAAUCAAGAUACUCGUUUGGAUAAUCGCGUUUUGGAUUUACGCACUCCAGCAAAUCAGGCAAUUUUCCGUUUGGAGGCAGGGGUAUGCCGUUUAUUCCGUGAUAUUUUAACUGCAAAAGGAUUUACGGAAAUACAUACACCGAAAAUAAUAUCUGCCGCCAGUGAAGGUGGUGCAAACGUGUUUACUGUCAGCUACUUCAAGGAUUCCGCAUACUUGGCACAAUCGCCCCAACUAUACAAACAAAUGGCAAUUGCCGCUGACUUCGAUAAAGUUUAUACAGUCGGGGCAGUUUUUCGUGCGGAAGAUUCCAAUACUCAUCGCCACUUGACGGAAUUUGUUGGGCUGGAUUUGGAAAUGGCUUUCAAAUAUCAUUACCAUGAAGUGUUACAUACUAUAGCCGAUACACUUACGGAGAUUUUCAAGGGUUUACGCGACAAUUACAGUCGUGAGAUUGCGGCGGUAAAUCAACAAUUCAAAGCUGAUCAAUUCAAGUUCCUCGAACCGCCACUGAUAUUGGAAUUCGCAGAGGGUGUGAAAAUGUUGCGUGAAGCUGGUGUAGAAACGGGCGAUGAAGAAGAUUUGUCAACACCCAAUGAAAAGUUGUUGGGUAGACUUGUAAAAGCUAAAUACGAUACCGAUUUUUAUGUUUUGGAUAAAUUUCCACUUGCGAUACGACCCUUUUAUACGAUGCCGGAUCCUAACAACCCCAUUUACUCAAACUCAUACGAUAUGUUCAUGCGUGGUGAGGAGAUAAUCUCUGGCGCGCAGCGUAUACAUGAUCCCGAUUUUCUAACUGAACGCGCCAAACAUCAUGGAAUUGAUGUAUCAAAGAUAGCCGCAUAUAUCGAAUCGUUCCGUUUCGGCUGCCCACCACAUGCAGGCGGUGGCAUAGGUAUGGAACGUGUUGUUAUGCUUUAUCUGGGGCUCGAUAAUAUUCGAAAAACAUCAAUGUUCCCACGUGACCCUAAAAGAUUAACGCCUUAAGGUGUUUGGUGCUGGAUUAA